This is a messenger RNA of Chlorocebus sabaeus (green monkey), 1107 nucleotides long. Lineage: Eukaryota; Metazoa; Chordata; Mammalia; Primates; Cercopithecidae. The record is from RefSeq and is a predicted model, not a curated record.
AUGCGUCUCUCCUCUUCCCCACCUCGUGGUCUGCAGCAGCCCUCCAGCUUCGGCUCCCUGGAUUGGUUCUCCCAGAGCAGCUGCUCCGGGCCGACAUAUACCCCGAGGCCUGCGGACAUCCCCGGGAGCCUCCCUGGCCCGGGCCAGACAUCCAGCAGCCGGGAGGCCCCUCAGGCCGUCAGCAUCAAGGAAGCUAGGUCUUCAAAUCGGCCCGCGCCGGAGAGGACAGUGGCUGCCUUCACCACCGGGCAGGUCCACGCCUUGGAGGGCGUCUUCCGGCAUGCCUGGGCCCUCGAGCCGAAGAGGCUGGCCAGGCAGAUGCAGCUCUCGGAGGUCCAGAUAAAAACCUGCUUACAAAAUCGCCGGAUGAAACACGAAUGGCAAAUGCAGGACUCCCAGCUGCACAACCCCUUCUCGGGGUCUCUCCACGCGCCCCCGGCUUUCCACUCACCGUCUUCUGGCCUUGCCAAUGGCCUGCAGCCGCUAUGCCCUUGGGCACCCCUGCCCGGGCCCCAGGCUCUGAUGCUGCCCCCUGGCUCCUUCUGGGGUCUCUGUCAAGUGGAACAAGAGACCUUGGCCUCUGCAUGGGCUUCCUGCUACCGGCAGCCUCCAGCGUACCACCCCCGAAGACCAGGAAGUGGCGUGCAUAAGCUGGGACCAGCCCUGUCCUGGGGGCCCUGGGGCCUGUGUGCUCUUCUGGAGAAUCUGCUGAGGGCUGCUCUUCUCGGGCCAGGGAAAGUGGGGCAGCCGGGGGCCUGCGACUGUGCCUGGACUGAAGCCAUCCCGCAUGUCCCCACCCUCCAGCAUGUGCUCAUCUGUCCCCUUCCUCGCAGCAGCCUCAGGACAAAACAGAAUGACUCAAGGACAGCACUUCCUGCAAAGUCUGGAAGGGCCCAGAAUGGGAGGCACGGAAGCCCCUCCCGGGGAGGACUCUCCCUCACUGAUGGACCAUUCUUGGUGCAGACUCCUGACUGCACGCGCCGAACCGUAGACAAGCGGGCAUCCAUCCACGUCACCCUAGAGUCCCCAGGAGGCACGCAGCGCGGGGCGCCCAGAGAGACGGGUUCAGCCUGCAGGACUGCGAGGCGACCUGUGAAACCGACCUAG